Solanum verrucosum is the source of this 906-nucleotide messenger RNA. RefSeq lists its product as uncharacterized. Bases 179 to 733 code for a protein of 184 amino acids. Lineage: Eukaryota; Viridiplantae; Streptophyta; Magnoliopsida; Solanales; Solanaceae. The record is from RefSeq and is a predicted model, not a curated record. The transcript has a single exon.
CCAUAACUGCCCCCACAAAUAAUUCCCACCCACGCGCCGACAUCACAUCAUUUACUCCACUUUCUCUCUCCUCUUUGUCUCCACUAUAUAAACCAACCCUUAUCUUCCUUCUCUCCUCACUCAAACUUUUCAAUUCUCAAAUCUAAGCACGUGUAUUACACGCAUUCUGCAAAUUUCUAUGGAGAGCAUGAGUAGAAAAAAGAGAGUCCGAGUUGACUCGGAAGAAUCAGAAUAUAACUCACCGGAAGUGAAGAAACUCAGGGAGAAUCUGUUAUACGAUCUCACCGAUGACGAUAAUAACUCCGAGUUUUGCACCACGAGUCAUGAUUUUGAUUCAUUCAUGAAGAGCUUCGAAGAAGAAAUUACAGCUUCUCCGUCACCGGCGAAGGUGAUGGAGACGGAAGUGGUGGAUUUGACGGCGGAUUCUGAUGAGUCUCAGCCGGAGUUAGGUUACCUUCUGGAAGCGUCGGAUGAUGAACUCGGACUUCCUCCGGCAACGGCGGUGGGAAGUGAAUCGGUAAUCGAAUUGAUCGGAAUUUCAUCAGAUUCAAUAUGGGAACUGGAAGAGAGAAUUCCGAAUUACGAUUCGUUCGAAUUGGGGAUCGCUGAUUUGGUGGAUUAUAACGCUGGUGUUUGUGAAUACGUAGCAAUAGAUGGAUUGUUUGAUCAUUCGGAUCUUGGUUUCGGGUCACCCGAUUUUCUAUGGAGACCCGAGACGUUACCGGCAAACUAGGAAAUGUAAAUCUUUUUUUGUUUUAAUCUUCUUUUUAAUUAUUAUUAAUAUUAUUAUUAUUUAAUUUAAAUAUUAAAAAGCAAGAACAGAGUAUACAAAUUUCUGGAUAUUAAUUUUUGAAGCAAAAGAGAAGUUAGCAAUAUCGUGGAAUAUUAUAUUUAUGAUUGGAUAUU